Phialemonium atrogriseum is the source of this 600-nucleotide messenger RNA. RefSeq names its product P-loop containing nucleoside triphosphate hydrolase protein. The record is from RefSeq and is a predicted model, not a curated record. Gene Ontology annotation, molecular function: GMP kinase activity. Lineage: Eukaryota; Fungi; Ascomycota; Sordariomycetes; Cephalothecales; Cephalothecaceae. The coding region runs from base 1 to 600 and encodes 199 amino acids. The transcript has 2 exons. Gene Ontology annotation, biological process: purine nucleotide metabolic process. Gene Ontology annotation, cellular component: cytosol.
AUGGCGCCCACAUCCCCACCCACCGACCGCCGCCCCCUCGUCAUCUCCGGCCCCAGCGGCGUCGGCAAAGGCACGCUCCUCAAGCGUCUCUUCGCGCACGGCUCGGGAGACGAGUUCGCCUUCUCCGUCUCGCACACCACGCGCGCCCCCCGCCCGGGCGAGCGCGACGGCGUCGAGUACCACUUCGUGAGCGGCGACGACUUCGAGGCGCUAGCCGGGGCGGGUGGUUUCGUGGAGCACGCGCGGUUUGGCGGGAACCGGUACGGGACGAGCCGGCGGGCGCUGGACGAGCAGACGGCGCGGGGCCGCGUCGUCGUCCUCGACAUCGAGAUGGAGGGCGUCAAGCAGAUCAAGUCGUCCGGCAUCCCGGCCCGCUACGUCUUCGUCGCCCCGCCGUCCGAGGAGGAGCUCGAGAGGCGGCUGCGCGGCCGCGGCACCGAGUCCGCCGAGAGCGUCCAGAGGAGACUCGACCAGGCCAAGCUCGAGCUGGAGUAUGCCAAGACGCCGGGCGUGCAUGACAAGGUGAUCGUGAAUGAUGAUCUGGAGACGGCUUACAAGGAGCUGGAGGAUUUUGUUUAUGCGCCAGCACCGUCGUCUUGA